AUGACGACAACACCUGCUUCGGAUCUUACUAUUGCCCAUUUUGGUCCACUUACGACCACGUUCUCUCCACCCACGGGGUGUGCCACCGCGAACUGGGUCAGUUACAACACAGACAACGCCCUUCUGGCAUGGGGGGCUGUCUGUGUCACCCAGGGCGUUCCAACUGGCUCAACCCCCGCGAAGGUAUGGAACUGGGCCUCGUCUUGCUACCCCGAGGGUAUCAAAGGUGUGUUUACUGGAGAGGGAGUAAAUAAUGUCUUCACUCCCGGUAAUGUCUGUCCAUCUGGAUGGACCGCAGAUUAUACCACCAGCGCUGGCCAGAGGGGCCUAUCACCAUCAUACAAUAUUGGUCUAAUGGGAGCGACCGUGGCCGAUAGCCAAGUUGCCACCGUAUGCUGUCCAUCUGGGUAUCGGUAUGGAGGCAAAGGAUGUGCUAGCACUGCGACAUCUGUCAGCGCACGACGGCUGCUCACGACUUCAGAUGGAACAUGCUCAAGGACUACCGUGUCUGACUUCACUGGCUAUAUCGAGCGCUCGCAGAAAACGGCGACUUUUACGGCAUAUCCCAUUUGCUUGGUUAAUGGCGGUGAAAGCACAGGAUUAUCAACUGGGGCCAAGAUUGGGAUCGGAGUAGGUGUCCCCCUUGGCGUCCUCCUUAUUGCCGGGGUGACGUUUAUUUGGUGGUACCGACGCAACAAGUCAAGGAAAAUUGCAACUGAAGCUGCACCUGAAGCAUCCAGUUUGUCCGAAGGCGUGUCUAAGAGGAGCCCCAGAUUUCCAGUUGGCGUCGUGAAACCCGAACUUGAUAAUGGCGACCCCAUGUAUCAGAAAGCGGAGCUUGAUACUGGCGCAGUGAUUGCGUCCGGCUCAUCUCAGGCGCCAGUCGAAAUGCCCAAUGAACAGAUUCCAUCUGCACCGGCUGAACUCCCUGCUGCGCGAAGCCCGGAUACACCUCAAGCUGAGUUGCCUGGAGAUUUUGGAUACACCGCUGCUAGGAACGAUGGGGGCAAAGACGCAAAUGUGGCCAAUGUGUCCACUUCUAUCCCAACCAUUGUCGUAGAUCCGUCUUCGCCUCUUUCAGGUGAAAGAGGAACCAAAUAA
Penicillium samsonianum is the source of this 1101-nucleotide messenger RNA. RefSeq lists its product as uncharacterized. The transcript is spliced from 2 exons. NCBI's taxonomy places the organism in Eukaryota, Fungi, Ascomycota, Eurotiomycetes, Eurotiales, Aspergillaceae. The record is from RefSeq and is a predicted model, not a curated record. Bases 1 to 1101 code for a protein of 366 amino acids.